Anolis sagrei ordinatus is the source of this 3073-nucleotide messenger RNA. RefSeq names its product mitogen-activated protein kinase 3 (gene MAPK3). The record is from RefSeq and is a predicted model, not a curated record. NCBI's taxonomy places the organism in Eukaryota, Metazoa, Chordata, Lepidosauria, Squamata, Anolidae. Gene Ontology annotation, molecular function: MAP kinase activity; ATP binding. Gene Ontology annotation, cellular component: cytoplasm; nucleus. Gene Ontology annotation, biological process: intracellular signal transduction; protein phosphorylation.
UCUGAGGUGCGCCUGCGCAGUGGCCAUCUCUCAAGCUUCCUAAGGCGAGCGCAUGCGCAGUGCCGUCGGGCGGUGUCGGUUCCGGGUAAAGCAGCAGCAGCAGCACUAAGGAGCGGCUGCAGGGGGUUCUUCAGAGGAUCGGCCAUGUCGGCAGCGACAGCAGCAGCGCCCGGCGGGGCAGGAGCCGUGCCCGGGGCGCCGAGAUUGGGCGUGGAGACGGUGAAAGGGCAGGUGUUCGACGUGGGCCCGCGCUACACGGACCUGCAGUACAUCGGCGAGGGCGCCUACGGAAUGGUGUGUUCUUCUUAUGACCAUGUGAACAAGAUUCGAGCUGCCAUCAAAAAGAUCAGUCCCUUCGAGCAUCAAACCUAUUGCCAACGCACACUGCGCGAAAUAAAGAUACUACUUCGCUUCAAACAUGAGAAUGUCAUCGGCAUCAAUGACAUUUUGCGUGCCCCUACUAUUGAUCAGAUGCGUGAUGUAUACAUAGUUCAGGAUUUAAUGGAGACAGAUCUGUACAAGCUGCUAAAGACCCAGCAACUCAGCAACGACCACAUCUGUUACUUCCUCUACCAGAUUCUCAGAGGGCUGAAAUACAUUCACUCUGCCAAUGUGCUGCAUAGGGAUCUAAAGCCCAGCAAUCUUCUCAUCAAUACCACAUGCGACCUGAAGAUCUGUGAUUUUGGCUUGGCCCGAAUUGCUGAUCCAGACCAUGACCACACAGGGUUCUUGACAGAAUAUGUUGCCACCCGCUGGUACCGAGCCCCUGAAAUCAUGCUCAAUUCCAAGGGCUACACCAAGUCCAUUGAUAUAUGGUCUGUGGGCUGCAUCCUGGCCGAGAUGCUGUCAAACCGACCCAUCUUUCCUGGCAAGCACUACCUGGAUCAGCUUAACCAUAUCCUGGGUAUUCUAGGUUCCCCAUCUCAGGAUGACCUGAACUGCAUCAUCAAUAUGAAGGCGCGCAACUAUCUCCAGUCGCUGCCCCAAAAGCCCAAGGUACCCUGGAACAAACUGUUCCCUAAGGCAGAUCCCAAAGCUCUAGACCUGUUGGACAAAAUGUUGACCUUUAACCCCAACAAACGCAUCACAGUGGAGGAGUCCUUGGCCCAUCCUUACCUAGAGCAGUACUACGACCCCUCAGAUGAGCCGAUUGCUGAAGAGCCAUUCACUUUUGACAUGGAGCUGGAUGAUCUUCCCAAAGAGAAACUGAAAGAACUGAUAUUUGAGGAGACGGCACGCUUCCAGCCUGGCUAUCAAGGUCCCUGAGGGGUUGUUUGGACCAUUGGUCUCUGCUUCAACAGGAGGUGAUUUGGGACUGUACCCGCUCCCCUAUCAGAUUUUUGAGGGGAGCACAGGAUUCAGGGAGUACCAAUUUGGGGGUGCCCCUGUUGACUUGCUGUACAACUGCGCUUUGCUACGUGGCUGUGAACCCUGGUAACCCAUCUCUGGUCCCCCUUAAUGUGAUGUGUUGGGGUGAGACCCUGGUGCCCAGGUUGGGAAAGGGGAGGGGCUGCUCCUCUCCUCUGCAGGAGGGAAGGGAAAUCGGUUGCCCCUACCCUCUACGCCCCCUUUGGAGAAAUUGAAGGGGGAGCGUCAUCUCCUCUUUUUUGGCAUUUUAUUGUCUUUGUUAAUGAGUUAAUAAACUAAUGCUAAUUUUAGCAGGGCCAUUUUUGAUCCCUUGGGCAUUAUUAACAAGGGGAGUUGAACGUAAAAUUCCAGCUCCUGGAGUCUCCUUCCAGUAAUCCGCUUGAACCUCACUACCCUUUGAAAGCUGGGGACAGAACCCAAAGAUUCUGGCUCAGUUUUGCACAAAACUCUUCAAGAACACAGGGGCCCCAGUUCCUCCAUGCACAAAUGGAGGGCACGUCUAUGCUGGCUUUUGUCCUUGGGUUAGUGCCAUUUUGAAAUGUCUGCAGUUGCACAUCUGACUAUAUUCAUCGCUGUGGGUCCCAUCUGGUAUACAGUGCAAGCUAAGAUCCAUCAGAUGCUGAAAAGUGUGCUUGGUUUGAAGAAGGGCACAUGUCUGCCCCUUCUGCUUUAAAUGUGUUGUUUUGAAAAGCUGUGCAGCUGGCAAAGAGGUUUUUCAGUGUCCUCUGAUUCCUUCAAUUGGUGAGGACAGAGUUCGUAGAUGUCUCCCUUGCUUCCUCCCCCUACCUGCAUCUAUUUGAGAAAUUGGACAGCUGAGUAUGCAAACUCUUACAUGCCUCGAUAAAUAAAUUGGCCCCUGCAACAACAUGGCACUUUUGUCUUCUUGCUGCUAUGAACUAACAUGGCUGCCCUCUAAUUCUCCACUCCUUGAUAAUAUUUUUAAAUAACUAUGUGUAUUUUAACACCCAGUCUCUACCAUGCAGAACAAAUUCCAAAAAUAGUUGAGCCUGCAGUGAUCAGGAAACAUUAAUUUAAAAGGGAGAGGAAAGACUGGGAAGAUAAAGGAUAAUCUCUGUGUGUCCUGAGGGGAUGGCCCAGCUAUCCCAUAACAACUGGCCAGCUUAUAGGUGGAGGAGGCAUUUUAGAUACAUGAGCAGUAAAAUAAGCAAGUUAUUUGUUCUGGCAUCCACUGAAAGUGGAAAUGAAGCCACUUCAUUUCAAAUUGAGCCUUAAAGGAGUGCCACUUCUCAGAUGGAUUAACCUUUUAGGCCCUUUCAUACGUGCGUCACUUUGGAUAAAUUAAGACUGUUGGAACCUUUUGGUUCCCAAAGGAAAAUUCUGUAUGUAAAAAGUGCAAAAAGUCAUUGUUUCUUUAGCUUUCUGGCUGAGUGAGAAGGAAGCUUCUCUGUUCAAACAGGGUUGCCUGGACCCUUCUCCUCCGGUCAAGUGUUCUUCAGUGUGUUGGGUUACUCCUCCCACCAUCCCUAGCCCUUAUGCCAGUGAUGGCAGGAAUUGUAAUACAAUACAUCUGGAGGGGUCCAGUUGGAGAAGCCUGAUCUUGAACUUAUGGUGACACAGGAUGGGCUUUCUUUGUGGAUGUUAUAUUCCGAGAGAAUCUGGAUUGAAGGGAUUUAAUGCCUCCCCAACCUCUCCUGCUUUGAAUUGUAUAAAGACCCUGAAAUAAAUCAUUCCUUUAUUCCUUCCA